UUGGAAAAUGAAAAAAAAAGUCUUUGAAAGCAUUUUUAUUUCAACUUUAGAAUAAAUUCUAAAGAUAAGUAAGCUAUGGUGGGGAUACUUGACGAAUUUGCUCAGGAAAAUCCAAACAGAGCAAAAAGUUUUUUGUCUUCUUGUGUUCUUUGGACUUCCUGUGUACUCUCCUCAGGCUUCGCUAGGUCAACCCAGAAACGCCUAGGGAUUUGUCGAACUGUCGAAACGGAGAGAAGAAAAAUCGGACAAAAAACCUAAAAGCAUGACAUCUUCAACAGAAAAAGGAAAAGUGGCUGUUAUUGGGAGCGGGCUGAUUGGAAGGGCAUGGUCGACAUUAUUUUCCAGUGCUGGUUACCAUGUCGCUCUGUACGACACAGUCUCAAGUCAACUGGUGAACGCUAAAGAGGCCAUUAUAUCACAGCUACAGGAACUUGAAAGCAAAGAAUUGCUAAAAGGUCGCCAUUGCAAGACAGCCCAGGAGGCUUUUAAACUAGUUACUACUACCCAUGAUCUAGCACAAGCUCUGAAUGGAGUCUUCUAUGUGCAGGAAUGCACUCCUGAGAACCUGGAGCUAAAGAAGAAGGUCUUUCAGAACCUGGAAGCUACUCUUUCAAGUAGUGAAGUCAUACUGGCUAGCUCAACUUCCUGUAUAAUGCCUUCCAAGUUUACUGAAUCUCUACAACUCCGACAAAGAUGUAUUGUUGCCCAUCCAAUUAACCCUCCAUACUACGUACCCCUUGUCGAGGUAAUACCAGCGCCCUGGACUGAUGCAAGCGUGAUUGAACAGACUAUCAAGUUGAUGAAGGACAUUGGUCAAUCCCCUGUCCUGCUAAAGAAAGAGACAAAUGGGUUUAUAGUGAACAGACUUCAAUAUGCCCUCAUAGCAGAGGCGUGGCGGCUUGUAGAGGAAGGCAUAUGUAGCCCAGAAGACGUGGAUACAACUAUGACAGAGGGGCUCGGCCUGCGGUACUCUCUGAUUGGUCCAUUUGAAACUAUGCAUCUCAAUGCAGAUGGGAUACGAGACUACUGCCAGCGUUAUGGUGAUAACAUUCAUCACAUAGUCAAGAACAGUACUACCCCCAGUCCACUGACGGGUGCCACGCUUGACACGGUCGAGGAGGACUUGUGCCAAACCAUGCCACUAGAUAAACUAAGCGACCGUCGUGCAUUGCGAGAUAGACGACUAGCAGCUCUUGCAGUAUUCAGAGCUCAAGAGAAAGAGGACAACUGAUGCAUUAGAAUUAAAUAAUCUGAACAAUUUAUACCACGACUGCUUAAAUGGGCUGUCACACUUUUCAUGGACCAUGUAUUAGACCUUAGAGCAGGGAUGGAAGAUGUCUUGGAAAGCUCUACGGGUUUUUUAUUGUUCUUACAGCUCAAGCCUUUAAAUGACGGAAGCCAAAAUUUAUGUUAUCGCCUAGGUGAUCAUGAGUUUGCAGGUUAAUCAAAAUCGCAAUAACUCUGAUAUCUAAAAUGCUUCAUCGAAUAGAGAAAAAAAGCCCCCAUGGCGUACAUAGAUCAUAAAUCCAAACACAAUCACGAGUUAACGGCGAUCUCUUGUUAUAAUGGGCAUACUCCUGCCAAAAGACUACAUUCAUUGGCAGUCCGUCGAGGCGACGAUGACUGUUCUAUUGUGUUGGUCCUUUGAUCUUAACUCUCCAUGCUGGACGAUCCCGAGCAGUGGUUUGCCAAGAGUUUGAGCUUAUAUCCCUCCACUUCAGGUUCCUCUUUACCACAUCUUUGAACCUGAGUCUAGGCCGACCCUGAUUCCUGGUCCCUGUCGUGAGCUGAGAGUAGAGCAGCUGCCUAGCCAAUCUGUCAGUGUCCAUGCGGUGAACAUGCCCAGUCCAUCUGAGAUUUUUCUCAAUGAGUGUGUCAGCCAUUGACCGUAAUCCGGUCCUCUUGUAUAUCUCUUUGUUUGUGACUUUAUCCAUCCAAGUAAUUUUCAUUAUUUCUCUCAGGUGUCGCAUCAUAUUUGCAUGUAAAUUUUUCACCUGGCUGCGAUAUACAGUCCAUGUUUCUGCACCGUAUACUAGGGCAGAUAAGACAACUGCUCGAUAGACCUUGCCUUUAACCUUGAGCGAUACGUGAUGGUUGUCCCACAGCCGCUCUCUCAGCUUAGCAUAUGCUGCGCUGGCCUUCCCCUUUCUGAAGGUGAUCUCAUUAUCUAUUCGUGCAUUGUCAGAGAUGGUACUUCCCAAGUACACAAAGUCUUUGGUCUGGACCAGGGUCUCAUUUCUUACAUGGAUUUCGCCAGGGAAUUGAGUCAAUGUCUGACGCUUCACUGGUUGAAAUAAGCACUCUGUCUUUUUGAUGUUGAUUUUCAGGCUGAAUUGUUCUGCAGCUGAGGAGAAUCUGUCUACUAAUCUCUGCAUACUUUCCACAUCAUGUGCCACCAAUGCGCUGUCGUCCGCAUACAGCAUUUCUCGUACUAUGACCUGGCACGCAGCUAAAGAAUGUGCGACAGAGAAACAAAAUAAAUAAGAAUCCUUCUUAGCUAUUGGGCUUAUUGACAUCUUUAAUCUUGAAAAAAAUCAAUACUUAACAUUUGAUCAAUAUCAAUUUUCAAUGAUUUUUCCAAUGAUUCUGAAGCAAAGGAAAUAUAAUUAUCGAAUGUACCAAAGUUAGUGUCGUGCGAGCACUUAACAAUUUUAAUUUGAAGAUGUAAAAUUUAAAAUAAUGGAAUGGUCACAAUUACCCAAUAAAACACUAUUAUUGAUAAAA
Molecule: messenger RNA, 2724 nt
Organism: Nematostella vectensis (starlet sea anemone)
Lineage: Eukaryota; Metazoa; Cnidaria; Anthozoa; Actiniaria; Edwardsiidae
Product: lambda-crystallin
Exons: 8
Coding region: 263-1231 (322 amino acids)
Biological process (GO): fatty acid metabolic process
Molecular function (GO): NAD+ binding; oxidoreductase activity, acting on the CH-OH group of donors, NAD or NADP as acceptor
Source: RefSeq, a predicted model, not a curated record